AUGUCGCGAACAAAACAGGGUCGUCUACUACGUCUCAUUCAAACUCCCGUAUCUCCAGAGAUAGUCAAGUUUCUUGUGCAAAAACUGGCCUCGCAACUUGCAGAGACUGCACCAACAGCUCCAUCAUUGACGCAGUUCAUCACCAAUCUGAUAAAUGCGUCCAAUGUGCCCAUGACAACACUAUUGGUCACAGCCACAUACAUCGACAGGUUUUUCCAACUCGUGCAUUCUAAACAAACUAUACCACAUCAUGUCUUUUUAGGAUGUCUCAUAAUAGCAACGAAAUUUGUCAAUGACUACUCCAUUAAAAACCUAAAUUGGUCCCAAUACACUGACUCUUUCAUACCCAUUCAUCAAGUAAACCUCAUAGAGAGACAAAUACUCAAUUUGUUCCAGUAUAACCUGACUUUGGGUGAGGAUGCAAUCCUGCAAUCCAUGAACGGAUUUAACACAAACAGCAUACCAUUAAUCUCCAAGGAAUUCGUCGCCAUAGACAUGGAUUAUCCUUCUGCAUCUUCAUUAUCGUAUCCCUCGCCCCCCAUGUCACGGUCAUCAUCCAUGGCGGAAUCGCGCUCAUAUUCUAAUACAACUGCAUCUGUAUCAAUGGAGGAUGAGGACGACUUUAUACCCUUUUGUACAAAGACGUUUGCAAAGGUGAAUAAUCUAAUACCCUCCCUGGAUGAAAAGCAGCGUUUAUUGCUUUCGUCAACUUCAUCCUCCAAUUCAUUUUCAAGCUCAUGCUCAUACUCAUACUCAAACUCAAACAGUAACGAUAGCAAUUACACUCUGUCAGGUUGGGUAUCCUCAUUCUUCCCUUAA
This is a messenger RNA of Naumovozyma castellii, 819 nucleotides long. Its product is annotated as cyclin family protein. The record is from RefSeq and is a predicted model, not a curated record. Lineage: Eukaryota; Fungi; Ascomycota; Saccharomycetes; Saccharomycetales; Saccharomycetaceae. The coding region runs from base 1 to 819 and encodes 272 amino acids. The transcript has a single exon.